AUCGUGCCCCCGAGUUUGACUUCCGGUAACCUGUCAAUCAAAUACUAUUUGUAAACAAGAUGGCAACAGAAGCAGACGACGAGAGGUUUAUGACUGUAACAAAUGAUGAUACCAGUAAUUUCAUUGAAGAAAUGAAAAAUGAUAAUACAAAGAGAAAAACUAAAAGUGACAUAAAAUUAUUAACUGAAUGGUUAAAGGAGAACAACGAAUUACGGGCAAUAGAGGAUAUAUCUGUACCUGAACUCAAUCAGUACUUAGCCAGAUUUUAUUUGUCUGUCCGGUCCCGGAAAAAUGAGGAGUAUGAGCCAGACAGCCUGAAGUCAAUACAGUCAUCGAUUAAUAGGCACUUGAUGGAAAAGAGUGGAAUAAAUAUUCUUAAAGAUAGGGAAUUUCACCACAGUAGAGAGGUGUUAUCCGCGAAAAGAAAGCACUUGAAGUCACAGGGACUGGGAAACAAAAAGAUGAAAGCUGAUCCAUUCUCAUCCUCUGAAAUAGAUAUGCUAUUUGAACAGAAUCUCCUAGGAACAGGCAACCCUGAGGCACUACUUAAUACCAUAUGGUUAAAUAAUACUUUGCACUUUGGUAUGAGGGGAAGGAAGGAGCAUACUGACAUGUUAUUUGGAGACAUAAAAAUGAUGACAACAGCAAGUGGAGAGCAAUAUUUGGAAUACAAUGAAAGGCUGACUAAAACCAGGACAGGACACAGUGACAGUAGAGCAUUUGCACCUAAAAUGUUUGCAACACCAGAUAAUCCACGCUGUCCAGUGAAUGCCUUCAAGCAAUAUAUUCGUCGCCGCCCUGAAGAUGCUCUGACUCCAGACAGUCGCUUUUAUCUAAGUAUUAAAAGGAUGGUACAACCUGAUGCUGGUGAAAAUGCUAAACAGACAUGGUUUACCAUGCAGCCAUUGGGUAAAAAUACUCUAGGAGAUUUAGCUAAAAAAAUGUCUAUGAAAGGUGGUCUUACAGGAAGAAAGGUUAACCAUAGUGUUCGCAAAACUACAGUGUCCUCACUUCUUCACUCCAAUGUGGAGGCUACUACCGUCAUGCAGUUGACAGGCCAUAAGAAUGUUGCUUCCGUCAAUGAGUAUAGUUCAGCAUCAUUACAGCAACAGCAAACUAUGUCAAAUAUCUUAUCAGAUAUAGGUUCAGGAAGCCGGGGAUUAAUACCACAAGAACCAACUCCAAACACUAGCAUUGAAGCCGAAUCUGCAGAUUUUCCGGAGGAUGAUAUGUUUGACAGUGUUGAAUUAAAUGAAGUUUGCAAAUCAAUUGAAAAUUUUGAAUCUAUAGAAAAAAAUGUAAAAAUAAACAGUGGAAAAUGUUCUACAUUUUCCAUUCUUCCACAAGCGUCUAUUGGCAAUGUUACCAUAAACAUUUACAACUCUGAAAAAUAAGAUAAUUGUGAUAUAUUUGUUGAAUUAUUCUCAUGACUACUUUUUCACUGUGAUACAAAUUGUUAAUGCACUGUGAUACAUUUUUUUUUAAUUUUUCUUUAUUCAAAUGUUAUUAUUGUUGAAAAUAAAAAAAAAUAAUUU
This is a messenger RNA of Mytilus trossulus (common blue mussel), 1535 nucleotides long. RefSeq lists its product as uncharacterized. Gene Ontology annotation, molecular function: DNA binding. Lineage: Eukaryota; Metazoa; Mollusca; Bivalvia; Mytilida; Mytilidae. The transcript is spliced from 3 exons. Bases 60 to 1394 code for a protein of 444 amino acids. The record is from RefSeq and is a predicted model, not a curated record. Gene Ontology annotation, biological process: DNA integration; DNA recombination.